Chara braunii is the source of this 3454-nucleotide messenger RNA. The record is from the annotation of a GenBank genome assembly. NCBI's taxonomy places the organism in Eukaryota, Viridiplantae, Streptophyta, Charophyceae, Charales, Characeae.
GGAGGGAGGACAGAAAGCAGAACGUAGUUUAGAGAUCGAGAGACGUAUGGAGGAAGAAAGCAGAACGUAGUUUAGAGAUCGAGAGACGUAUGGAGGAAGGGAAGAGGUCAGGGGGAGACGAGCAUGGGAAAAAGCGUGAAGAGGAAGAGGAGGAAGUGGAAGGAGGCCGGGAGGAAGGGGAAGACGGCAGGGUGAAGUCGGGCGGAGGGAGGGCAGAUGGAAGGAGGGAGGGAGGGGAGAGGUUGGGUGGGGUACGGAGCAAGGGAAGAGGGAACGAAGGGCUUGCAAAUUAUUUGUUCAAUUUGUGCACAGAGCUUGAUCAGAAGGAAGGCAGCAAGGAAGGGCUAGUAUGCACACUUCACAAAGCUUGGAGAAAUGUCUGCGACCAUAAGGAGGAGAUCGGCACGCAUGCAAGCCUCGGCAAAGUCAAGGGAAUUGGAAAGUGGGUGUGCCAGCAGGCCAAGAAAUACUAUGAAGAGAACAACCUGGAGCUUGGCUAUGAUGACAUUUCGCAGACGGAAAAUGGGCAUGGGGCGAGUGCAAGCGCUGCCGGUGAUCAAGUGGCAAACGGCGAAACACAGCAGAAAAAAGGGAGGAGAUAUUUACCCAAGAUUAAUUCUGCUCCUUUUGCUCUUCUCAUUACUCUAUACAGGGCAAAAGUGAAAGGCCAGUCAUACAUGCUUAAGGCAGAUCUUAUUGCUGCGACAGAGGAGAGUGGUCUCUCCCAUGCUCCCAUCAGAGGUGAUGGUACGCGGAUGGUGCCGGGAAGAGCUGGUGGCUUCAAUGCACGAGACUUAUAUGAUGGGUGGACUUGCAUGAACAAACAGCUGAUCCCCAAGGGUCUUGUGGUCAAGUCCAACUUACCUGCCAAGUAUAUGUUGACAGAGGAGGGAGAGCAAACAGCAUAUGAGUGCAUGGUCCGUGCAGGACUCGCAAGCAAAGAUGACGAUUGCCUUGCGCAGCGGCAAGGCAGCAAUGCUCUUGCGACAACAAGUGCCACAGCACCAUUCCCUGGCCACACAUCGUUGGCAAAGUCGGAUGGACUGUGCUCAGAGAGUGGAACUGCCACGAGACCCACUAAAAGAACGAAGAAGAACCAGCCCAAGUCUUCAACAGCCACAGCCAGCAGGGAUGACAUGGUCGCACAAGCACAAGAGCUCGGACAGACAGCCGAUGUCCAUCAGACUGGAAGGACUGAUGAGGAGCGACAGGGCCGUGGCCUAGCAAGUGGUGGAAUGGCUAGGCCGUGUUCAUUUGCUGCACCUGCAGAUUCUCAUUCUGUUGAUAUCGACCCGAAUCUCAAGUCAGAGGGAAUUGCUCAGUUGCUGAGCAUGGGAUUCAAGAGAAGCGACGCAGAAGCUGCUCUUGGCACAGGUAUUGUUCAUCAAGAAGGGAUGACUUCUGUGGAAGACAUUGUUCUUGAGGCAGUCGAAUGGUUGAUGUCACGGCCGGCUGCAGCUGCCAGUGCGGAUGACAAUGGCGGUUACAAAAAUGCAACUGGGUCGAUACAGAAUGCUGGCAGGCAUGAGCGAAUUCCACAGCAAUCUUCUCCCUCAACAGUUGACCUGUCUGAGUGUUCUGACAUGUGGGUCGGUGCAGCGUCCGAUUCUUUCCAUCCAAGUGCAGCUCCUGCUCCUGCAUCCGCUGUUUCUCCUAAAUACGGGAACAAACGCGCGGGAUCAGCUCUGCGGCAAGCGAAGGAGACGUCAUUCCAUCUGGAUAAACAGUGUGUCGCAGGCACUACUCGCAAUUCAAAAGAAGGAAUGGCGCAACCGGACACUGUACCACUGCAGAAAGAGAACGCAACUGUCGGUUUGCAGGUGGAAUCGCUGUCAACACAGACAGCACAUCUAGGUGCAUCAAGGCAGCUGGCGCCAUGUACAGCAAGGCCGCCGAGGGAAAGAGCAGCUCUGCAAAGGGAGAUAGACUCAGAUUUUCCCCAGCAGCCUCCGAUGGCCCAGUUCUCGAUGUCACAAACUGACUGCGGGGAGCCAUGCGGAUUGUCGUUAUCAGGUGCCAUGCAGACAGGUCUUGCUGUGGAGGCAGCUGAAGGGUUUGUGAGAGUUGGGCCUCCCGAUCCCGCUUUGCAAUUACCCCUGCCACCUCUGAGCGAAGGGCAAAGGUUUUCCGAAGCCUAUGGGGUCGUCCUCCUGCUGGAUCAUAGGGAGCAGUUUCUUCGGAAUUCCAACAGGGACAAUCCUAAGGAGCGAGCGGCAAGACUUCUCAGAUUCAAUGGCGGUAAUUGUGGAGUGGAUGUUGAUGUCCGGCAGUUGCCUGUUGGAGAUGCGUUGUGGGUGGCACGCGACAGAAGAACAAGUCAAGAGUUUGUGCUCGACUUCAUCAUUGAGCGGAAACGUGUUGAUGAUUUCGACAAAUCCAUCAAAGAUAGACGGUAUUAUGACCAGAAGCUUCGCCUUAUGAGAUCUGGGCUGCGUAAAAUCAUUUAUGUUGUAGAGGGUGAUCCUAACUGCUUAGAGAACAGCAAGGCUAUAAAAACUGGGGCAUUGACCACCGAGCUCAUGAAUGGUUUCGACAUGCUUCGGACUGCGAAUUACCAAGAAACCGUCCGCAGGUAUCGAGAGCUGACACGGGCGAUUGUUGACUUGUAUGCUGAGCGACGGGGAUGCCAUAGCCAUAGGACUCCUGGCAUAAGGACGUGUGGAGAUGAAGGGGAAGGGGAAUGUGAUGACAAUGACAGUGCAGCAGCUAGUUGCAAGAGUUUUACAGAAUUCUGUGAGCACAUGAGAGAUGUGCAGAAGCAGACCGUCACUGACAUUUUUGGCUUGAUGGUCAUGCAGGUUCGGGGAGUUGCAGAAGACGUGGCGCUUGCGAUCACCACAAAAUAUCCCACUCUCCAACAUCUGGUCAAAGCGUACAUUGCACUGGAACCUAACCGUGCCGCGCAGGAGCAGCUGCUGAGUAAUCUACGGACGAGACACAAAUCUGUGGGGAGUGCAAUCAGUAGAAGGGUAUACCAAUUGAUAUGGGCAGAUUCCUCAGAAAGAUCAUCGUAACGAUGACAGGGACGGUGUUCCCUGCGCCUGGUUUGUAAAGAUGAGGUGAUGAUUUGGGCACACACUUCAGUACGUCUUCAUUUCAUAUUGCUGAGCAUAGCACAGUCAAAGAGAAAGUCAAGUUAAACACUGUUGUUGGCACUUCUGGAUUCUCAGUGAGCGUAGCUUUGCUCAUUGUGCCAGCAACCUACCCAGUCAGUCAUGUGAGAGGCUCAGAGAGCUUUUUUUUUUUCUUUUUUCUUUUUUUACACACAAGCAUCCGGCGACGUUCUGCUGUUCCCUGGCGGUACGAGAGCCAACGGAAUUCGACUGAUUUCAAAUCUUAGUCAGUGUUUUUUUUUUUUUAAGGCUCCAUCUAUUAGUGCCAUUUUAGUGGGGAGCAUCACCGGCUGGGAAACGGGUCCAGCGUCCCAUAUACAAAAUGAAUUAGGAUGAUAUCA